Molecule: messenger RNA, 677 nt
Organism: Diuraphis noxia (Russian wheat aphid)
Lineage: Eukaryota; Metazoa; Arthropoda; Insecta; Hemiptera; Aphididae
Product: histone H3.3A
Cellular component (GO): nucleosome
Molecular function (GO): protein heterodimerization activity; structural constituent of chromatin; DNA binding
Source: RefSeq, a predicted model, not a curated record
UCGUCUUAACGACAGACAAAUAUAGUAAUCGCUAUCACAUUAAUUUAGCUUUGUUAAUGUUAAUUAAUWAUUAUUGAAUUGCACAAAAAUCAUUUUUCUGUAGCCGUGCGUCUUCGUUUYGUAUAUUGACUUGUCCAGACACCGUUCACGUGUAGCAAGUAUUGAACCAUGGCUCGUACUAAGCAAACCGCUCGUAAAUCUACCGGAGGAAAGGCUCCCCGUAAACAGUUGGCCACCAAAGCCGCUCGUAAAAGCGCGCCCUCCACAGGUGGAGUAAAGAAACCUCAUCGUUAUCGUCCAGGUACUGUCGCUCUUCGUGAGAUUCGUCGUUAUCAAAAGUCUACAGAGUUGCUGAUUCGAAAAUUGCCUUUCCAACGUUUGGUCAGAGAAAUUGCCCAAGAUUUCAAAACAGACUUGCGUUUCCAAAGUGCGGCUAUCGGAGCUUUGCAGGAAGCCAGUGAAGCAUACUUGGUUGGCUUAUUUGAAGACACUAACUUGUGUGCCAUUCACGCCAAACGUGUCACCAUUAUGCCUAAAGACAUCCAAUUAGCUAGACGUAUCCGUGGCGAAAGAGCCUAAUUCAUCUAUUACAUUCUUCUCAAGUGUAAUUUAUUUUUUUUUUUUAACAAUUUAUCUGGAUCAACUUUUAUAAAAAAUUAUAACCAUAUCAAUGUGUG